GAUCUCUCCAAACGCAUUCUGCUUCCCAGCUUGUUCCCAUACACACAAGCCGUACUCACGGUCAGACUACGCAUGAUACCUACCUAGGCAGUGUCUAUCGUUGGAGUAAGCUUCUCUGCGUUCCUCUGGCGUGCGUUAGCACCUCAGAAGCUCAAUAUUUAAGGUGGUUUGGUCGAAAUGCCUUCCGUCCACGACGAAGCGCCUCGUUUCCGGACCGUGCAGAAGCUCCAAUUGGAGUAUGCCCCCGUUACGAUCACCCAGUAUGAAUCGGCGAGGACGGGCAUGCGGGUGGCCGUCGUUGACCAGCCGGGUCCAAAGAUCAAUGGCUACUUCGCUGUGGCCACCGAAAUCCACGACGACUCUGGCGCACCUCACACUCUCGAGCAUCUUGUCUUCAUGGGUUCAAAGCAGUACCAUUACAAAGGACUCUUGGACAAGCUAGCUACUCGGAUGUACAGUACCACAAAUGCUUGGACGUCUGUAGAUAACACAACGUACACACUCGACACAGCAGGAUGGGCGGCAUUUGCGCAGAUGCUUCCAGUCUACUUAGACCAUCUCAUCGUGCCCACUCUCACGGACGCCGGAUGCUACACCGAAGUACAUCACAUAGAUGGUGAAGGCAACGACGCAGGCGUUGUUUAUUCCGAGAUGCAGGCGACGCAGAAUACUUCCCAGGAGCUGAUGGACCUGGAGCUUCGGCGGUUAAUGUAUCCUGAGGGCAAUGGUUACCGCUACGAGACCGGAGGUAUGAUGGAGGCGCUUCGUGUAUUAACAGCCGAUCGCAUCCGGUCUUACCACAAGGAGAUGUAUCAACCGAAGAACAUGCGCAUCAUCCUGACCGGCGAGGUUGAUCAUAACGAGCUGUUAGCGAUACUCGACAGAUUUGAGAGCUCGAUCAUGGAGGAUGUACCAUCUGUGGAAGAGCCGUUCCAGAGACCUUGGAUCACUUCGUCCAACACUCCACGAGUCAAGCAGACUUCAGUGAAGGCAGUAUACUUCCCUGAAGAGGACGAGUCAAUGGGAGACAUCAUGAUCGGCUACGUCGGUCCUCGCUACGACGAUCAUGAGAAGAGUAAUGCUAUGGCUGUUCUUACGCAAUACUUGUGUGGCUCUUCCAUUUCAGUGCUCGAGAACACUCUCGUUGAACAGGAGCAGCUGUGUAGCAUGGUCUAUUGCCAGUCCGAGGAGCGUCUAGACUCUGCGCUGAUCUUCUAUCUGUCAGCUGUCGAAACGGACAGGCUUGCCGAUGUGGAGAAACGCUUCGUAGCACUGCUGAAGGAUGUGGCGAAUCAACCCCUCAACAUGGGCUACCUGCACGACUGCCUAAAGCGUCUGAGACGGCAGGUAGUUGCUCGGAGCGAGAAUGCGGGCGAUUUCUUCUCGACCCUUGUGCUCGAAGACCAUCUGUACGGUGACCGUGCGGGUCGUGACCUCAAGCAUCUUGAGAGUCUCAAAGAGUUCGAUGACCUGGCGUUGCUUUCCGAGGACGCUUGGCGAGAGUUGUUGAGGGGGUGGCUCGCUAAUGCUGAGCACAUCUCGAUCUUGGGAGUGCCCUCCAAGGAGCUUUCCGAGAAGACCACCGCCAAUGAGAAAGCUCGCGUGGAAGCGCAGAGAGCGAAGCUUGGAGAGCAGGGCAUGCUGCAGCUCGCGGAGCAGCUGAAGCAAGCUCAGGCCGAGAAUAACCGGCCAAUUCCAGAGUCAUUGCUCGAACAAUUCAAAGUGCCAGAUGCGGAGACGAUACACUUUAUAUCAACGACGACCGCACGAGCAGGCGCUGCGCGAAAGAUGGGCAAGCUGGAGAAUAACAUCCAGACCACGAUCGACAAGGACGACAAUGCCUCUUCGCUGUUCAUUCAUUUCGAGCAUAUUCCUUCCAACUUCGUGCGCAUCAACCUGAACAUGUGCACUGCCAUGGUGCCGAUUGAGCUGAAGCCCCUGUUGACUUUGUAUCUGGCAAACUUCUUCACGACGCCGGUCAUGCGCGAUGGCGCCAGAAUUGAGUUCGAAGAUGUUGUGCUUGAGCUCGAACGAGAGACUGUAUCUUAUUCGAUCAACACAGUACGCGGCAACGUCGAGAUGCUGAGCGUAUCGUUCGAAGCGGAGAGCGAUCGAUAUGAAAGCAUCAUUAGCUGGUUGCGAACCAUGCUAUUUGACGCAAUAGACGACCCCGUACGACUGUCUGCAUCUCUCACCAAGAUUCUUGCCGACAUCCCAGAAGAGAAGCGCGACGCAGACAGCAUGGCCAUGGCUGUUCUUAACAUGGAGCACUUCGAGCGCACGUCAUCCGGCAGAGCACAGAACACGCUGUCCAAAGCGCUCUACUUACGACGCAUCAGGAACUGGCUCAAGGCCGAUGAGCAAAUGGUGCUUGACAAGUUUAAGCAGCUUCGUCAGGCCCUCCAUAAGCCCGAAAACUUCAGAGUGUACGUGGCUGCAAAUAUUGAGAAACUGUCAAGACCUGUAUCUGCUUGGAACGCACUCACGGACGGGCUCGAUAUGAAUCAACCUUUACGACCGCUCGACGACCGCAAAGCUUGUCUCAGCGACAUCGGGAAGAACCCGGGCUCGCUAGCAUACUUUGUUCCCUUGGCAGCGACCGACUCCUCAUUCGCUGUGCUUGCAAUCAAAGGUCCUGAAGGUCUGACCCAUCCAGAUGUGCCUGCACUGAGGGUAGCGGCUGCAUACAUGGACGCCGUCGAAGGCCCGCUGUGGAAUGGUGUGCGUGGCCCUGGCCUGGCUUACGGCACGUUCUGGCGCUUAGCUCUGGAUACGGGUGUAGUUACAUUUACCAUCUAUCGAUCGCCGGACACGUACAAGGCUUGGACGAAGUGCAAGGAGCAAGUCGAAGGCUAUGCAAGUGGCGAACUACGCUUGGAGAAGCUGGCCCUUGAGGGCGCCAUCAGCGAGAUCGUGCUUGGCAUGGCGAACGAACAGCCCACUAUGGCGUCCGCAGCAGAUGCGAGUUACCUCAGUCAGGUGAUACGCGGCGUGCCUAAGGAUUGGAACCAUCAGAUGCUUGCCAAGGUUCGAGCGGUGACGCCUGAGCAAGUCAAAGAGGCGAUGAAGAGAUACAUGGUGCCUGCCUUCAACCCAGCCACCUGCAACAUGUUCGUCACCUGCGCACAGGUCAUGUGCAAUGACCUCGUUGCCCGCUUUGAGAAGGAGGGCUUUAGGCCUCAAUCUCGCACAUUGGAGUCAUUCCAGGAUGACUAUGGCUUAGAGCCGCCCGAUGGCAAUGGUGAGGAGGCCGAUGAUGCCGAAGAUAUUGAGGACGGUGAAGAUGAUGAAGAUGACGAGCCGAUGGACACGCCCGACAGCGAUGAAGAAUAGCAGCAAUAAAAUUAAGGCGAUGUUGUUAGAGGGCGGUGCAGACGUUCGUUGCUUGUAUUUCCAAACUCAAAGCAUUGGUAGCGUGGUCCGACGUCUCCGCUUCGC
This is a messenger RNA of Baudoinia panamericana UAMH 10762, 3438 nucleotides long. RefSeq lists its product as uncharacterized. Lineage: Eukaryota; Fungi; Ascomycota; Dothideomycetes; Mycosphaerellales; Teratosphaeriaceae. The transcript has a single exon. The record is from RefSeq and is a predicted model, not a curated record. Gene Ontology annotation, molecular function: metal ion binding. Bases 178 to 3333 code for a protein of 1051 amino acids.